GUCCUCCGGGGGGUCACGAGAUUGCGGUGGACUUUAGGCCGAGUGGUGGCCUCUGAGGCGGCAGUGGGCGCACAUCGGCUCCUCCUCACCGAAGACUUAUCUAAUGGUAAACUGCAGUUGUAUUUGCUGUGCGCCUCCCUUAAUAAAAAGCCAUAUAAACAUCCAGUGCUGCCAAAGCUCAUGGAGUUGCUGCACGACAUGGAAAUGGAUCCCAAGCUAACUGUAUUAAAAGCCAAUUUACAUCCCGAUGACACCCCUUACACGACGUCCCACGAGAGCGAGUCGAGCGGUGCCUCUGAACGUGUCGUUCCCCACGACCACAACCCAUUGAACGAGAGUGGGAUCGACGACUUGACCACCACUUCCAGUUCCUCCGGUUAACGGAUUCUCUCUAUUCUUCAGUAUUUUAUAUGUCAUUCAAUGUUAUACUUCCCACUCAUAUGUCUAUCAAUUAAUAAAUAAUUAAGUUUUACGAGAAUUAAGACUUAGUUAUAGUUUCUGUGGGCGCACUAUAUAUUCAUUUACGUAUUUGUUUAAUAAAUAUUCAAUUACUGGAAUAGUAAUAAGAUUAAAAAUA
This is a messenger RNA of Oppiella nova, 577 nucleotides long. NCBI's taxonomy places the organism in Eukaryota, Metazoa, Arthropoda, Arachnida, Sarcoptiformes, Oppiidae. The record is from the annotation of a GenBank genome assembly.